Molecule: messenger RNA, 1953 nt
Organism: Penicillium nucicola
Lineage: Eukaryota; Fungi; Ascomycota; Eurotiomycetes; Eurotiales; Aspergillaceae
Product: putative C6 transcription factor
Exons: 6
Coding region: 1-1953 (650 amino acids)
Biological process (GO): regulation of DNA-templated transcription; DNA-templated transcription
Molecular function (GO): DNA binding; DNA-binding transcription factor activity, RNA polymerase II-specific; zinc ion binding
Source: RefSeq, a predicted model, not a curated record
AUGAUCAUGAGCCACCCCGACAACACGAAGCCGUUACCGGCACUGGCUCCGGGGCCGCCACGAGCUUCUGCUCCUCAUACUUCAGUAGGUAUCAGCAGGCCAAAGAAGAACUCCACGGCGUGUUUGGCUUGCAAGGCUGCAAAGAGAAAGUGUUCUGGACCGCCCGGUAAAUGCAAGACCUGUAGUGCCGCCAACCUUGAAUGCCUGUUUGAUCCAAGCCGAGAUCUUAGGCGCAAGGUAGCCGUGAAGCGGACAAUCCAAGAACUGACAGAUCACAAAGAUCUGUUGAAUGCUCUGUUGGAUAUGAUCCGCUCGGCUGAUAAACCCGAUUCUGAAAAAAUUACGGACAUUAUUCGAAACAGCAUCUCGAAUGAAGACGUCGCCCGUGCUUUCGGAAGUUCAGCAACAAAGUUUCAUGACAGCCACGGUCUCUUGGCCGCCAAUGCAUUGGCGAUAUUGGACGACCAGGAAGACCCCAUACAUGUAGAGCCUGAAAACACUAGGGUGAGACAGAACUCGGAUCCUGGAAACAUAACAAGCUCUUCAGAAGCGAUACAUGUUGAAAUUCCCCGGCCACAGGUGGUCAACUCUUAUGCACGUAUAACGCUAGAAAGCCUGUGCGAUAUACCGCUGUUUGAGGUGCAGGCCAAGCCGUGGACACGGGUCACAGAUGAUGAUUAUUUGGUCUCUCACCUGAUCUCGCUUUACUUCACCUGGGAUCAUCCAUGCUCUCAGUUCCUUGAUCAGACUGUUUUUCUCGAGCAUAUGCAACGAGGGAAUCUAAAUUCGGAAUUCUGUGCACCUAUCCUCGUCAACAGCCUUUUAUCAAUGGCCAGUGCCUAUUCUGAUAGACCUGAUGUUUUCUCAAGUCCUGGAAAUACAUUUUCACGAGGUCGAAAUUUCUUUUGCGAAGCAAAACGAUUAUGGAAAGCCGAGAAUGGUCGCGCAAAUUUGACAAACAUCCAGGCUCUGCUUCUGAUGUGCUGUGUACUCAAAUUCCAGGGAAAAGUCGAUAAAGGCUGGCUGAUGCUUCGACAGGCUGUUCGCUUGGCCGAGGAAAUUGGAAUCCUCGAAGGCUCGACAUUGCCUCGAUCUGAAGACAGGAUACUGCCCGAGAUUGAGCGUGUUCGUGCAAUCACCGCCUGGGGAAUCUUACAAUUGAAUUCGGAAAUAUCACUAGAGCUGCAGUGGGUUGCUCCCUUGGUGUCGCCAGCCAUGGAUAUCAAGCUAUGUGGCAACCAGGAUCUAGAUUGGAUCCCAUAUCCUCUCUCAAAUCAGAUGACCUAUGACAAAAGACCAGCACGCCUCCCAGAUGUUCGGGACAAAACAUCCCAGAUCACCACAAUCUUAAUCGAUAUCCAAACCCUUGUUUAUCAAAAAAAUCAAGGUAGUAGCUUUGAAAAGUUGUGGAGACUGGCCGAAGAACCCUUCGAUCAGUUAACCGCUUGGCUCGAUCGCUUGCCUCAGGUGCAUGAAUUGAAGCGUGAUCCUAUUCCACAAGUUCUUAUCCUCCGAGUCAAGUGCCUACACACGAUCAUGUCUCUCUUUGAUAUCCUUAAUGACCCUCAUCAGCCGCAACUCGUGCAACAGGCCCAGUAUUAUCAGAUGAAGUCCGCCGAAGAGAUGGCACAGUGUCUUCGUAUCCACCGCGAAGCAUAUGGUCUCAAGCACAUACCAAGUCGAAUGGUCGAUGCGACGCAGACAGGCCUUCAGAUACUAGCCUGCCAAAUGAAUGACAACGAGGAAUUAAGGCAGGCAUUUGUUGAGUUCAGUCGGUUUGGCGCCGCUCUCGGCAAAAGAUUCCAGCGAACAGCUGAUACGAUCCAUGAAAUUAGUGCGCAAGCGCUGAACCAAAACCUCAAGCUACCGUCCGAGGCCGUUGCACUUUUGAAUGACGCAGAACAUUGGGAGGGGCGUGGAGCGAGAGAUUCGGUGUGGUUUCCGUGUGAAUAA